This is a messenger RNA of Neohortaea acidophila, 504 nucleotides long. RefSeq lists its product as uncharacterized. The transcript has a single exon. The coding region runs from base 1 to 504 and encodes 167 amino acids. The record is from RefSeq and is a predicted model, not a curated record. Lineage: Eukaryota; Fungi; Ascomycota; Dothideomycetes; Mycosphaerellales; Teratosphaeriaceae.
AUGUCCUACCGCAUAGCCCGCGGCGAACAAGGCGUCUUAACCUUCGAGCCCUACAAAUCCCUCCUCCUCCCGCACUGGCGCUUCAAAACAGUACCCAUAGCGCGCACCUCCUCCAGCACCCUCAAAGCCGCCUUCGACCACUACGUUUCCGCGCGGGAUUUCGUGGGAGCAGAUAUGGCGCGCAAGUUCAUUCAGAUGGGCAUGACGCGUGCGAAGAGGUAUGCGAAUUAUAAGGGGGGGAGAAAGUAUGAUCGGAGUGAGAGGGAGACGGAACGGGAUGGUGGGAGUAGGAGGCAGUUGGAGAAGAGUGAAGGACAUGUUGGACGGGAGGAGAAGGCGGAGGCUAGUGAGGUUUUUAAGGCGGUGUGGAGGGAGUGUACGAGUGACGAGGGGUAUUUGGGGUUGAAGGAGGAGUUUUUGGCGGAGCAGAAGGAGUGGGAUCGCAGUCAGAGGAAGGUGAAGGAGGAGGUGAAGGAGGAGGAAGAAGAAGAUGAGGAUGGCUGA